UUUGAACCGAUUCGCUCUCGCUUCUCCACAAGACAGGGGCGUGGCGCCGUGGCGGUGGAUUCUAUUCUAUACUUCCAUUCACGGGAACGAAACCGCACUCUUCUCAUAAACCUCCGUUAAACCCUAAACAAAACGCUCGCAGAGAGGAGCUCGCAGCUUCCUUUUUGCAAUCACAACAAUGGAGUUCUCCGAAGAUGACUUCACUCGGCUAUUGGUCAUGGAGCAGGCGCGAAAGACUGCUGAAGCUAACUACGCCAAGAACCCUCUGGACGCCGACAACUUAACGAAGUGGGGAGGAGCGCUGCUGCAAUUAUGCCAAUUGGAGAGAGGUCCCGAAGCAAUGUCUCGGAUGAUAAAUGAGGCUGUAUCUAAGUUUGAGGAGGCUCUGGGUAUAAACCCUUCAAAGCAUGAAGCUUUGUGGGGGAUGGGGAAUGCGGAGACUAAUCUCGCAUUCCUGACUCCUGAUCCGGAUCAGGCAGACGGACACUUUUCAGCAGCCGCUCAGCUUUAUCAACGAGCUCUGGAUGAGGCUCCGAAUAAUCUGAUAUAUCAGCAGUCUUUGAUGGAGGUUUCUAAGGCACCAGAGAUACACAGGCAGGCCUUUGCUGGUGGUCACCCGGCUCUGGGCGAUGCCUCUGUUGCUUCUUCAACAACCAAGGGUUCCAGGAACAAAAAGGGCAGUAAGACCAAGGAUCUCAUAUAUGACGCUUGUGGGUGGAUCAUACUUGUUGCCGGAGUUGCCACUGUUUUAGCAAUGUCCGCAAGGUCCCGAAGCCAGCUUCCACCUCCUCCGCCUCCUUUCUAAGCCUAGCAAACUUUCCUUGUUGUGGUGAGUUUAAACUAGUUAGGUUGUAUAUGCAAUUAACACCACUCCGCUAUGGGUACAUCCUGGGCUCAGACUUUGUGGCUGAAUUUUCUUGAAAACAGGAGAACAUUGUCUAGGAUAGAAGAUAUGGAGCUUACAAUGAACUUCCUCCAAAUCACUUGGGUUUUGAGAUCAACUUUCAAUCAAUCAUCUUCUUAGUAUUUGUUUUAGCUGUGUGUGUCCUUCCCAUUUAUGAUCUGGCUGUGAAGGUUGGUUGGGUUGGAUUGGCUCAUGUUAUUGUUGGGAAAUGAUUUGCCGAAAGAUGGAGUUUUGUCGUCCGGAAAUAUGUUGGAAUAGAUCACGGCUGACCAUUGUGACAAAACAAAAUAAGUUCAAUGGACUAAUUUUCUGAAGUUUGGUGAUGGAUGA
Messenger RNA from Linum tenue, 1234 nucleotides. NCBI's taxonomy places the organism in Eukaryota, Viridiplantae, Streptophyta, Magnoliopsida, Malpighiales, Linaceae. The record is from the annotation of a GenBank genome assembly.